Messenger RNA from Lotus japonicus, 3229 nucleotides. RefSeq names its product serine/threonine-protein phosphatase 7 long form homolog. The record is from RefSeq and is a predicted model, not a curated record. The transcript is spliced from 4 exons. Bases 950 to 3091 code for a protein of 713 amino acids. Gene Ontology annotation, biological process: meristem development; meristem maintenance. NCBI's taxonomy places the organism in Eukaryota, Viridiplantae, Streptophyta, Magnoliopsida, Fabales, Fabaceae.
GGAGGGACAAAUAAGAAAAAAAAGGAUCUACAACCUUAGCUGUUUAAAAUAAACUGUAGCGGUUUUUAUGAAUCCACCUUAACAUCGGUUAAGCCUCAGCCUCUACCAAAUAAACUUUGGUUGGUUGUGUCCUCCCACUAUAAUACAAAUAGGUUAUAGGACCAUAACCCUUACUUAGACCAUGUACUGCAAUGCAUACAGUUCUUUUAUGACUGCAGGGGUGAUUCAGUCAGUUUCUACAAUAACAACAUGCAUGCGGUGCACGUGACAAUUAAUAAGUGAGAAGCUGAAAGGAGAAAAAAAAAUAUGAAUAAUGUGAAAAAAAAAAUUAAUUACAAAAAAGGGGUGAAAAAAAUCAUAUUUAUAGGAAUGGUGUGUUUCAGGCCAGCUUGGAGCCCGCGUGGCAACCAUUGUAGGAUACGCUACACAUCACACGUAUCCAUGCAUAGCAUUCGCCCCACCUUAAACGAAUCCCAUGCACCCAUCAAUCGGUCAGAGAUUCCCUUCAUUCCCAAGGAGAAUCUCUGAAUCAUGUCAGCUCAAGUCAAGGCACGCAAUCGAUGCGUUUGGGACUAGGCGAAGUCAAGUCAAGGCACGCAUGGAACCAGGCGAAGUCAAGGCACGUCUGUCACGGCUGCCAGGCGACAGGGGGACAGGGAGACAGGAGCAGGCAUACGCGUGGACCUAGACGUAUGCAUGAUACGCUUGGCCUUAAACGCAUGUUAAACCAUUUCUGGCGGUUUAAACCCCUAUAAAAGGACCGCCAGAAGUAAAUUCGCCCCAACACCUUCAUUCCACUCUCCUUCUUCUCCAAACCUACCUAAUUUUACUUCAAUUCUUCUCCAAACUUUCAUAAAUUCACUUCACUUAUUCUCCAUUCCCAUUCCUUCUUAGUUUCUUCCAUAGUUGCAAAGUUGUUAAUCCCAUUACAAGCCUCUGUAAAAUUUCAAUGGUAGAGGAAUUGGCGAUCAAUCCUGGGCCCACAAACACUAGUUUGUUGUAUCUUAUUGGGGAAGGAGCACACAUUUCAGAUAAAGUCUGGAAUGGACAAACAAAUAAAAUUCUCAAAGUUCGACGAUCACGUGAUUCACGAGUUGUGCAUGAGAGACUCAUACGUAGCGUUCCCGAGGCAAUCAGAGGUCACCUUGAAGCUGUGGGUUUUUACCACUGUGCGCUAGUCUCAGAUGUUUAUCCAGACCCUCCCUUGAUUUCAGCGUUCAUUGAAAGGUGGCGUCCCGAGACGCACACUUUUCACCUCCCGUUUGGAGAAUGCACCAUAACUCUUGAAGAUAUUGCAGUUCAGUUGGGCUUGAAGAUUGAUGGUGACGUUGUCACAGGUCCCACCUCUUGUAAUUGGCCUGUCAUCGCUGAAGAAUGUUUAGGAAAGAGACCACCAGCAGAAGCUAUUAGAGGAGGUGCGUUGAAAAUGAAGUGGAUAAAUGAGAAUUUUAACAAUGUGCAAGACUUCAUUGACAAUCCUCAGGAUUUGGCAUGUUUUGCACGGGCAUACAUCAUGCGCAUACUUGGAGGUUUUCUCUUACCUGACCAUAGCGGGUCGCAUGUUCCUCUGAGAUAUCUUCCUCUUUUGAGGAAUUUUGAGGAAGCUGGAAAAUAUAGUUGGGGUUCUGCGGUACUUGCCCAUCUAUAUAAGGAAAUGUGUAAUGCAAGCAAAAUCUCACGUGUGGAGAUCGGUGGUUGUGUACAACUCAUCCAAUUCUGGGUCUGGACGAGAUUUCCUGAUGUUGGCCCCCUCAAAGAACUCAACGUUAUCAAAGAAGGUUGCCCUCUUGGAGCCAGGUGGAGAGAAGAUGCUGACUGGAUAAAGUAUCAGUUGUCGUACUGGAGGCAUUACCUUGACACACUUAAAACUGAACAAUUUGUGUGGAUGCCUUAUCCACAUAGUCUCCUGCAGCAACUAUCUCCAAUAUGUCGGGACAACAUGCAUUUGUGGAGAUGUGUUGCACCCAUGAUAUCAUUUUUUAUUGUUGAAUGGCAUCAGCCUGAUCGGGUGAUGCAACAAUUUGGAUUUCAGCAACAUGUUCCUAACAAACCUCUCCAAGACGAUAAGGUACAUGACAUGUCACUGUCGGGAAAACAUGAUUGGGAUUGGGUUGAUAAGUUGGCACCUUUUAUUGUAGCUUGGGAAAACAAACAUCACCAAUUGGUUGAAGGCCCUAGUUUAAUAAGGCUUGCACAAGGCAGUGAUCAAUACAUGAGGUGGUAUUCACAACACUCUCGUCGCUGGCUAACACGUAAAGGAGCAGCAUUGGGUCAAUUGGCUGCGAAUAUCCAUCACAUAUGGUAUGGGCUGCCGCUGAUUGGACAAGGGAGGUACACAAUUGACAACCUUCAGAAGCGGGCCAUGCAUUGCCUUGCGUUAUGCGAGGAGAUGGGGCGGAUCACUAUUCCCCCGCUUGAAGCGCCGCCAAUGGAGCCUGUUCAGAUCCCUGAGGUAGCACAAAAUUUUCACCCAAAGCUCGGAAGGCAAGAAGGAAAGGAUUUCUCCCGGCGGGAAAAACAAAAAGAAAAAGCUAAACCAGUUAUAAUUGAUGUACCCCAACAGCUGCCUUCCGGGCAAUUUUGGUUGGCUCCCACCCAUACUGGUGAUUCCUACACAUCAUACCACUAUAGUGGUGAUGGGUCUUCUUAUCAGGGACAUGGUAAUACUUCAGGAUUUCAGCAACAGGAGGCAUUAUUCGCAUUUCAGCAACCUUACCAACAAGAGCAACAUUACAGUGGUAGUGGGUCCCGUGAGUUUGAACAGUAUUAUCAACCUGCGCCAGUUUCAGAGUCACAGCCUUACCACGGUUCAGCGCCGCAGGUUCAACAAGAUGGACCCCAGCUUGACACGUGGUUCACCCCAGAUGGCCAGUCUAUACCCUCCUCAUGGGGGACCCCACCUAGCCCCCAGCGUGGAUGGGGGGCCUUACAUGAUUUGCUAGGUGCUUCACCGGAGAUGCAGCAUGCCCAUCCACCAGAUUCUGAGAUUCGUGCUACACAGGCAGCCUUUGACUUCGAUUUGAACCAAGCAUCCCUCACAGGCUACAAUAUGUCGGGUUAUGAUCCUUCCAUGAACCAAGACCAAAGUUGAUUGUGUUUUUUUUUUGUAUUUCCAAUUAAGCUUUCUGGUUUUUUUUUCUAAUAAAAUGUUUGUUGUUUUAAGGUUGUAUGGCAUCAUCGUUUAGUUAUGUGGUUUGCAAUUAAAAAAAAAGUGUUCCCCCGUUUAGUU